Molecule: messenger RNA, 2198 nt
Organism: Phragmites australis (common reed)
Lineage: Eukaryota; Viridiplantae; Streptophyta; Magnoliopsida; Poales; Poaceae
Exons: 4
Coding region: 449-1804 (451 amino acids)
Biological process (GO): regulation of peptide transport; transmembrane transport
Cellular component (GO): membrane
Molecular function (GO): transmembrane transporter activity
Source: RefSeq, a predicted model, not a curated record
UCUUACGUUCAAAAAAAAAGUUUGCAACUCCUAAAAAGAGUUGAAGAAAGAAAAGUUAGGCCGCUUGGCUGAGACUGACACCGGGACCCACGCAACGAAAGAGAAGCGACCGAGCCAGCACCAACCGACCCCUACCCCCGAAAUCUGCCCGCGACGGCGGCUCCCUCCGAACUCGCCGGCCACCGCCGUGCCGAACUUCGAAGAGGGGUGUCGCCCCUGUCCCACGCGCCCCGUUGCCGAGCAGCGAGCUACCCUCGUGCCCCCACCCGCCGCCGCCGUUGGAGCGUCUGGCCGCGAGGCCGUGGAGACGUGCGCCCGGCUCCCUUCUUCGGCGUCGCGCGUGGGGUGCGGCGCGUAGCUCGUUGAGGCGGAACAAGAAGAGGGCCGGUGGGAGAGACCGGGAUCCGGGUUUGCCGGCGAGGUGGCGAUCUCCACAGAGAUCGGAUCCAUGGGCUCAUCCUCCCAGCACGAUUCGAUCUCUGCACCAGCAGGAGGUUUGGAGGGUGUCCACAGCAGAAGCAGCAGCAAGUGGGCCAAAUUGAUGAGCACCGAGUCGUGGAGAUGGUGUUUGGGGUUGAUUUACAUCGUUGCUGUUGCGAGCAUAUGGAUUGCCGCUAGCUACAUCGUGCAAUCUGUGGUGGAUGGUGGUGUUUCCCCGUUCUUGAUUACAUACAUAUGCAAUUCUCUGUUUGUUAUUUACAUUCCCAUAGUCGAGGUUGCUCGGUACUUCGAGGAUUCAAUCAAUAACUUUUGGACAAAGUUGAAAUUCAAGGAUGCUGCAAGCCUACAGCAGUCCGCUGAUCUGGAAAGUGUGAAUCUUCUCCAGAGUGGCGGGCACGAGAUUAAUGCAACAUCGGAGCACUCACUAACAAGGUUGCCUCAAGACACUUUGGCUCCAGAUGCAAACUUCCCAGGCCAGUCGGAGCUAAGUGUUGCAGAUUGUAGCAAAGGCUUGGAUGCAAAAGGACGCUGGACGCGUGCUCGUGUGGCCAGAGUUAGCAUGGUAGUCUGCCCUUUCUGGUUUCUUGCACAGCUUACAUUCAACCUGUCUCUAAGAUACACCACCGUUACAUCAAACACGAUUUUGAGCAGCACAUCAAGCCUCUUCACUUUCUUGGUUGCAUUAGUAUUUCUCGGAGAAACAUUCACAUGGGUGAAGCUAAUCAGUGUGCUUCUCUGCAUGGGAGGUACAAUAAUUGUCAGCCUGGCUGAUUCGAGUAGUACAGUUAAUGCUAUUGCCACAAAUCCUCUUCUUGGAGACUUCUUUUCUAUUGUUUCUGCUGGCUUAUAUGCUGUGUAUAUCACCUUGAUACGGAAAAAGUUGCCCGAUGAGAAAGAGGGCCAAGGGCAAGUGAGUAUGGCUCAGUUUCUGGGAUUCCUGGGACUGUUUAAUAUGUUAUUUUUCCUUCCUGUUGCAUUGGUGUUGAAUUUUGCCAAGCUGGAGCCAUUCCACAAGCUGACAUGGGAACAAGUUGGUCUUAUUGUCGGAAAAGGUUUGUUAGACAAUGUUUUAAGCGACUACUUAUGGGCAAAAGCAAUCCUUCUCACAACAACUACAGUCGCCACAGCUGGUCUCACAAUUCAAGUUCCAAUUGCUGCCAUAGUGGACACCCUCACUGGUCAUGCUCCUCAUCUGUUGAACUAUAUCGGAGCUGCCGCUGUAUUGGUCGGUUUUGCUGGUAUCAACAUCCCAUCUGAGUCUUCACAGGCUGCUCAGCAAGAGCAGGAAGCUCCUAUUGUUAGCAUGGUUGAUGAUCCGCUUCAUUUGCCCAGUAGUAGAAAUGCUACUGAUGCUAUCUCAUAGUAGCAACCUGGCCUGUUUGUUCAUAAUUCUUGUCACACCGAGUCACCGAUGAGUGAUCAAACAUUAUGUAUGGGUUGGACAGACCAGCAUACAGUCACUGUAAUUUUCCCUUGAGCCAUGACUCCAGGACAGAAGAGAUGGACAUGGAUUGAAGUUAGACUUAGUUUGUUCAGAACUUUGAGCAACGAGCGUUUUGCGCUUCGUAUUUGUCUUGUACUUAUUUACCUUACAUCUGUACAACCAACCCAGUCUGAUUGGGGAGAAGAAAGUCCAUUUGUAAUUUUUGGUAGGCGUUGUGCGUUUUUAGAAUGGUAUACGUAGCUAAAAUUUGUUGUACAUGAUGAACCGAUGUUAUUUGUUAUGGCAAUGGUAACUGAACCUAUGAUGUACGGUA